CUACGGAGCAUUAUAAUCCCGAUGGGGAAGAGAGCGAAAUUGAUAGUGCAAGGAGACGUAAAGCUGCAUAUAACUACUUACGCCACAGCGAAAUUGCCCCCUGUAUGCUGUAGGGUCCGACCAGGAUCCUCAUUAGGCACGGCGCAUGUGCAGAUGGCAAGGAGACAUGGAAGUUGAAAAGAUAUAUGUGGCAAUGUGCAGUAGGCUGCAGUGAGAGACGAGUUUGCCGCCCCUGGCUUACCUUGUCAUUUUCUCUCGAGAUCCAGUGCCAGUCUGUAGUGAUGAUGAAUAGGCGUGUCUGUCGUUGAAAAGUAAUGAGCCACUUAAAACAACCUCAAUGCAGCAUCAAUAAAUCCUAUGCCAAUGUUUGAGUUCUUGGUAUUAGCCAUAAAGAGCCAUGCUCCGAGGCUGCCUCAAAUCCGAGCAACAUUGAACAAGCCGUCUGAAUGUGUACCCCGAGGGUAAUCAUGGUGACAUCCGAGAUCCCACGCGGGCUCCAACAUAUGCUCGAUGCUGAAACCUCGGUCUGCCGUAGUUCACAAGACGUCAGUUCCACCCAAGUUUUGGUUGAUGAGGGGAAAAGUCAAAGCACAGACUUGCGAUCAUCAUCCCCUCGCAAACUAACUUGUGUGAUCACCGUUUGAGUCCGUUGAGAAAGCCUGGGGGUGUAACCCAUCGCGAGCGCUCACUGGAUGGAAAAAGAGAUUAGCAGUGCCCUGUAGGAAUAAUCGGCCAGAUUGAAUCGAGGCGAUUGAUUCGCACAAGGGGAAAAAAAGCCCACCGAAACGGUGGGGGGCGCCUAUUCUUAGUUAGGGAUUUCUGGUUUGUAGGGUAAAGAGAGAAAAAGGAAACGGACAAGGCCGGGCGGGCGUCGGAGCAGCGCCAGCUCCGAUUCGAGCAGACAAAAGAGAAAAGCGCAAGCAAUCCAGUUCCCCAGACACACACAUGGUCUGAUCUUCAACGUGGCCGCUGCACAGGCACCG
Aspergillus neoniger CBS 115656 is the source of this 983-nucleotide messenger RNA. RefSeq lists its product as uncharacterized. NCBI's taxonomy places the organism in Eukaryota, Fungi, Ascomycota, Eurotiomycetes, Eurotiales, Aspergillaceae. The record is from RefSeq and is a predicted model, not a curated record. Bases 468 to 644 code for a protein of 58 amino acids. The transcript has a single exon.